Cladocopium goreaui is the source of this 588-nucleotide messenger RNA. The record is from the annotation of a GenBank genome assembly. NCBI's taxonomy places the organism in Eukaryota, Dinophyceae, Suessiales, Symbiodiniaceae.
AUGGGCUUGUUGAUCGAGGAACCCUUCGCCACUUCCUUUCGCCGUGUCUGCAUGUUUGAUGCGCCGAUUGACACGGUGCAUGGGCGUUCCUUGAUCUUGCAGACAGCGAUGCCGACGAUUCUCGGAUAUUUUGUGUAUGAUUUGGCACUGGCCUGUCUGGUUUCCGAGACCUCAAUGGAGAGACUGAUCACAAUCCACCAUAUCCUUUGUGUUGUAGUGUGGCCAAUCAGCUAUCAUUACCAAGCUGGUUGCUUCUACCUCCUGUACAUGAUGGCUGCAGAACUAAGCACACCAUUUUUGUGGUUGGUGGUGUAUUUCUUGCCGCGGUAUAAAGUCACUGGGCCAUUCUACAUCUUCAUGGGCCUUGUGAUGGUGCUCGUGUUUUUUGUCAUUCGCGUCCUUCCCGGACCAGCCCUGUUGAAUUCACUCAUCUCGUCUCAAAGUUACUGGAAAGACGUGAACACGCCGGUUUACGCACUGGCCAUGGUGACUUUGCCACUACCAAGUCUCUUGUUCACUUACUGGUUUGUCCGAAUUCUGCAAGGCAUGGUUGGGGCCCUUGCUGGCCCUGACAAGAAAGAAGUUUGA